This is a messenger RNA of Tilletiaria anomala UBC 951, 898 nucleotides long. RefSeq lists its product as uncharacterized. The transcript has 2 exons. The record is from RefSeq and is a predicted model, not a curated record. Bases 137 to 592 code for a protein of 151 amino acids. NCBI's taxonomy places the organism in Eukaryota, Fungi, Basidiomycota, Exobasidiomycetes, Georgefischeriales, Tilletiariaceae.
AGAUAGGAUGCCGUCUAUAGCAGGGGCAGGGGCAGGGCCAGGAGCAGAGCAGGGUUCGGAGGCAGCAAUCCGAAGAGCAAGCUCUCAAAGGGAACAAAUCUCAACCUGAAGAAGUGCCAUUGCAGCGUGUGGAAUCAUGAAUCAUAGUGGUCCCACCGCCGGCAGUGGCUGCCGCCAAGAUAUCAAAUCGGGAGGUCCCGUAUCUGGGCUCACGCCUCAGCGCUCCGCAUACGGAGAAGACUCGCACACACAACUUGGUGGGUCUUCGUCUCUCCUAGACCGCACUGUUAGCUUGGCAUAUCGACUCGAAGGUCGAGAUAUGGAGGAGGCGCCAGGUAGCGCAGGAGGGGCAAAUGGGAAUCAUCGCAGCAGAGCAACUCGGUCGUGUCAGCCGAGAAUGACAUGCGCGAGCAAGACUCGGAAGAGGAAGUGGAGACAAGGGUCGAGGUCAACUUCUGUUUUAAGGUUCGCUAGAGGCAGAGAGAGGCACUGGCAGAAUUCUAUGUACUCAGGAAGGUGCCGUUGCGUAAGUGAGACCCUCGCAGACAUUCAGACUUCGGAAGUGAGUCGCGUCUAUGAUAGCACGAACUAGGCUUGGUGAGCUUUAUCGGAAACACAACGCGCCCUCCAUCCACAUUCUGGCUGUUCAUAGUCCUUAGUCCUGCUCGCCAGUAGCCUCGCCGUUAUGCAUGAUCAACAUCGCAGGUGGCGCCCCGAGAGCGCCUGCCAAUCCGGCCAUCUCUAUCAGUCUUGCCGUCUUUCGCGGCUUCCCGUGGCGCUUGGUGUAGCGAUGCAUCCUCGCACAGCUCCUCGGUGCUUUUUGCGGUGCGGGGAUGACCUAUGACAUCCACUUGCCUUGUGAAUAUAAUGUUGAGUUAGGACUUAAGGUCGUCAUUGG